AUGCGAAGCUCUACGGUUCUCGCUCCUCGUUUCUCUGCCCUACUCCCUCGCACUACGCAUACUCCUCCGCCUUCCGCAAUUUCUCGGGUCCUCCCCCCCUCUGCCGCCUUGCAUAUUUUCUCCUUCCCUCCCCUCCUCAGGGCCCUCCUAAUCCCCUAUCCCCUAUACCUCCCUACCUCCAACUCUUUCUACUUCCUCAACUACCGCUAUCCUAGCCUCCCUCCUGACGUGCCCUAUAUAUGCGGCUCGUACCUCACUACUCCUAACCCUACUCUGCCCCUCCAUCUUCGUGCCAAAACCUCCUCCACUCAGCCCUCCCUAGCCCUCGACCCCUACCCUAGACUACCCCCUUCGUACUCACUCCACCCUGCUGCUGACUGCCUAACUAAGAGUCUCCUUCCAGCAUCCCCUCACCCGGCCCUAGCCCUACUGGUGCUGAACCCGCCCUGCCUUCUAACCUCGGAGUCUGUCUUCUCCUCCUACUACGACUCCAAAAUACUAGGCCCUAAUAUUAGCCCCUCUCGCCUCCCUCACAUCUCAUUCCCGCCCCCUCUGAAACUACUGCCUCCUCCUUCCCAGCCCUGCUCACACUUUGUAUCCUUGCCCUCUCCCUCCUACCUCCCUAUAGUACUCUCCACUGCCCCCCUCACUUCUCCUCCUCUCUACCUGUGGCCUCCCUAUACUGACCUCCUCUUCCGGCUCUCCUCGCGUCCUCUACACUCGUCUCCCUACCGGCCCUGCCUCCUACUCUUCACUUCCUCGCCCCGUCCUACUCCUACUUCUUCCCCUCCUACCCUACCCUUACCCACUAGUCCCUCUGACCUCCCUACUCUACGUGCUCCUCCCUGCUCCUCGUCCGCUCUCUGGGCCCUCCUGCUCUCGCUCCUCCCUGAUUCUCGGCCCUUGAACUACAAACCUCUUACCCUCCUAAACACCCUGCUAAUCUGGGCCCUAGUUCGCCCUCAACCCUAA
Dicrocoelium dendriticum is the source of this 972-nucleotide messenger RNA. The record is from the annotation of a GenBank genome assembly. Lineage: Eukaryota; Metazoa; Platyhelminthes; Trematoda; Plagiorchiida; Dicrocoeliidae.